AUGACUUCCAUCGUGGCCCAAGACCUGCAAAAUGGAGAGCACAGUAACCACAAGGCUUUUGAUCCUGAGCAACAGAGAGAAAGGGCUUUAGUGGCUGAACUUCCCAAAUCUCUCGGUGCAGGCUCUGCCUUGGCUUUAGGAGCCUUUGGAACAACCCUAACGACACUUUCCCUGAGUUUGAUGGAAUGGAGAGGAGUGACAACUGCAAAUGUCUUCGUUGGAAACUUCUUCUUCAUUGCGGCCUUUGGUUUGGUUGUGACCGCACAGUGGGAACUUUCUGUCGGCAAUGGCUUUGCUUAUACUGUUUUCAGCGCUUUUGGUCUUUUCUACGCUGGAUACGGCGCAAUUCUUACACCUGCCUUUGGGGUUGCACAGGCAUAUGGCGGUGCUUCAACCACGGAAUACAACAACGCAGUCGGGUUCUUUAUGAUAUUAUGGACUGUGUUUGUGUUCACUUUCUUGAUCGCGUCUAUUCCGAGCAACGUUGCCUAUAUCUUGGUCUUUUUGUUUGUGGAUCUUGGUUUUCUUACAGUGGCGGCAAGCUAUUUUGCCCUAGCUGAUGGACACGCAGCUUCAGCCGUUGCUUUGAAAAAGUCAGGUGGUGUCUUCUGUUUCCUGGCAGGUUUGAUUGGGUGGUACAUUGUCUUCCAUUUGUUGCUGAAGGAUUCUCUUAUCGAUCUGCCACUGGGUGAUACCUCGCGACUUUUUGGAAAGAAGAAGAGAAAGGAGUAG
Molecule: messenger RNA, 732 nt
Organism: Penicillium salamii
Lineage: Eukaryota; Fungi; Ascomycota; Eurotiomycetes; Eurotiales; Aspergillaceae
Source: the annotation of a GenBank genome assembly